Molecule: messenger RNA, 3481 nt
Organism: Pectinophora gossypiella (pink bollworm)
Lineage: Eukaryota; Metazoa; Arthropoda; Insecta; Lepidoptera; Gelechiidae
Product: protein-glucosylgalactosylhydroxylysine glucosidase
Exons: 14
Coding region: 268-2580 (770 amino acids)
Biological process (GO): carbohydrate metabolic process
Molecular function (GO): catalytic activity
Source: RefSeq, a predicted model, not a curated record
AUGAGCGCGACCCUCGCGCUUCAACGGCCGCGCUAUCGAACGUCCUAUUUCAAAUUUUAAAACAUUCGAAAUUAUCAAAUUAUUUGGAGAAUUCCAAUUUUGAAAUUUUUAAGUUUUCUCUGCGUCAGUGUACUGUUUUUAAAAAUAUUAAUUCGUUUUUUUUAAAGUUUGCGUGUAGUUUUAACCAGCCAAUUCAAAAUAAAUAAUUUUCAAUUUGAAGAAGAUUUUUCUUUCUUUCGGCUGUGGUGUGUUCGAAGAAAAGUUUGGAUGUGGCAGUUUUUGGCGAAUAAUAAACAGGUGGCUGCGAUGCUAGGGCUACUUACAGUAGCGGCGGUGGUGGUCAUCGUGCUAGCUACCAAGGGGGGUAGCUAUAGCGUCGUUGCCCGUACUUGGGAGGAAAGUGACGAUGUUAGCCCUGAUCCCCAUGUGUUUUCUACGCACAGUCUUCCUACUGACGAUAGAUUCAUGCCAUCCAUUGGCAAUGGACAUCUCGCUACCAAUAUCUUUAGUGAUACAGUCUACAUGAACGGGUUGUACAACGGGCGGCAAGGGGAGAGCCGUCGGGCUAGAAUUCCCGCCUGGGCCAACAUAAGGCUGAACUCAACUUUAACGCACCACCCGUUUAGCCCAGUAUACAGUUUAAACACGAGAGAUGGCGUGUUCAACGUAAGAGUUGAUAGAGACAGGUCGAUAGUAACGCAGAGGAUUUAUGCUCACAGAUUCUAUACCAGAGCUAUUGUGAAUCAGAUACAAGUUGUAUCGAAGCCACAUGCAGACCCGAACUUUAUCCACCACGAGAUCUGGAUAGCAGUGAAGCUGAUGCCAGGACCAGAAAGCAAGGACAUCUCCUUCCAACCCCCAGUACCUGAGAUCAUCGAGGGUAGAACCACUUGGAGUACAUGUGGACAGACCAAGGAUUCCGAAGACCCGACCUAUCAGCCCCUGCCGGUAGAUGUAUGCGUCUACUGGACGUCAGUGCCUGAUCAUCUGGUGGUCCCUCAGCAUGGUUCCAGAGUGUUCACAUUCGUCAUGACUGCUGAUAAGAACAAGACUGUCGCGAGAGAGGAGUUUAUCAAAGUGUUGCAGGAGGACGGCGAGGAGUUGCACAGGAAGCAUGUGCUGCAGUGGCAUCGACUGUACCAGCAGGCGGGGCUCGACAUCGACGGAAACUUAAAACUGGCUAAGAUAGUAAACGGGAUCUGGUAUUACUUCCUGAGUUCGUUACCUUCGGAGUCGACUUACCAGCCGCUCGACAGGUACUACGGCCUCAGCCCAACGGGACUGGCCAGAGGAGGCAGCUUCGAAGAUUAUGAAGGUCACAACUUCUGGGAUACAGAGAUGUGGAUGUUCCCCUCCAUCCUGCUGCUCUACCCAGGAUACGCCAACAAGCUGCUGCAGUAUAGGCUGGAUACCGCGUACGUCGCUGAACACCUGGCCAAGAUUACCGGGAAUAAAGGAUACAGGUAUCCUUGGGAGAGCGCGUACACAGGCUCGGAAGUGACACAGCCAUGUUGUCCAGAAGUGGCGGAGUUCCAGCAGCACAUCUCAGGAGAUAUCUCUUACGCAGCCAGGCAGUACUUGGCUACCACCAGAGAUGAAAACUGGCUGAAGCAUGGUGGAUGUAACAUCGUGACCCACAUUGCGGACUUUUGGGCUUCCCGAGCUGUGAUCAACUACACAACAGGACUGUUUGAUAUUUCCAAUGUGAUGGGUCCUGACGAAGACCACAGCAAUAUUACCAAUUCUGUCUUCACCAAUGUUGUAGCUGGAUACUCAUUAUACUUAGCGCAAUACGUAUCCUGCCUAUGCAAGUCCUACUACAUGGCAAAGAAUCCGGAUCACUGGGCCGACAUAGCGUGGAGCCUGGCAUUGCCGUAUGAUGAGCAGCUGGACUACCACCCUCAGUUUACGGAGUACAAGCGAGGAGAGAAGAUCAAACAAGCUGACGCUGUGCUGCUGGGAUACCCCCUGCAGUAUCCUAUGAGUGUGAGUACCCGAGCCAACGACCUGUCGUACUACGAGUCGGUGACGCGUGGCUCGGGGCCAGCGAUGACGUGGAGCAUGCACACCAUCGGGCACCUGCAGCUGGACGACAACCUGCAGGCAGCGCUCAUGUUCAACAGGAGUUACACGGACUAUGUGCGGGAGCCUUUCAAAGUUUGGAGCGAGCUCCAACGCCCGCGAGUGGGCGCUGUGAACUUCCUGACCGGCAUGGGCGGGUUCCUGCAGACCCUCGUGUUCGGAUACGCCGGCAUCAGCAUCCACCUCGACCGCCUCGAGAUCACCAAGCCGCAACUACCUCCUGAAGCUACCAGCUUCAAGAUUAGAGGCAUAAAGUAUCUCGGCUCGAAUUUGUCCCUGGACAUCCAGCUAUCGACCACAACGUUGUCAGUAGCCUCUGUGGAUGACAAAUGGCCACUGACCAUGUUUAAUGGGAGGUACAACGUCACUUUAGUCCCGGAGACCACAGUGACACUGCGUGGCAGUGGACCGUUCACAAUACGUUCAGUGCAAUGGAAGGACUGCAAACUCCCCAUCGACAGGAUUGGCAACAACUACAUCAGACCUAUAGGUUCAUAGCAUUCGUUACAACACUGUGUUAUUUUUAGUAUUACUUACGAGUAGGGUAACCAAAUAAAACAAUCCAUUUGCCACACGCAAUCCUACCUUGUAAAACGUCACCUGAUUAGAAUCAUAUCUUUCGUCUUUUUCGCACAAGGCGAUGUAACAUAUCUCUGUCUAGCAAGACUUAGUGUACCGAGACGCGGCGCGCUGAACGGCACAUCACGCGUUUAUUUCAAACAUAAGGCGAUGUACAGGAGCGUUCAUGCAGAAGCUUUGUCAUGCGAGGGCUUUAUAUGCCAUGAUGUUCAAAGAGUAGAAGCAAGAUUAGAAUGCGGUGUUGCCAUAUUAUAAAAUAAAUUUUAGUGUGUACUACACAGCAUUUGGGUGAAUAUCAAAAUGUGUCAAGUUUGGUGGCGAACUGUCAUAUAUUUACCGAGGAUCCUUUUGGAUCUUUUUCAUGUCGGAACCCAAUUUUUCACGAAAAAAUAAUAUGAAAUUUAGCCACCAAACUUGAAAUUUUGAUAUUCACCCAUUUACGUCGUGUGUACAGAGAUCGCGAGCUAGGCUAAGUUAGUUUAGCUUAGCUCGCAUAGCUGACGCAAUAUACCAUAGUGUUUUCAUAGUUAGCAGUCUGCACUGCACAUAACUAUGGGACGUCAGCUGAGUUAGUAUGCUAGCUAAGUGGACACCCCUAUUCAAAGAUGUUACCUCGAAACUUUUAGUCGACUCGGCCUCAGCUGAGCAUUUUGGUAUUUUAAGUUGAUAUUUACGUCCUUGACUUGAGGGACUACUCACUAGAGUCGAGCAUAUUAUACUGCCAAUAAAAUAAUACGAAAAUAAUGACGUCAUGCCAAACUCGUCCCUCAAUCAGCGCUUAUCGCUAUCGACCCCCAAGGGUCGAUUAAUUAUUUCAAAU